Lacerta agilis (Sand lizard) is the source of this 1172-nucleotide messenger RNA. It is a transcript of the gene FTSJ1, whose product is annotated as FtsJ RNA 2'-O-methyltransferase 1. Lineage: Eukaryota; Metazoa; Chordata; Lepidosauria; Squamata; Lacertidae. Gene Ontology annotation, molecular function: tRNA methyltransferase activity. The record is from RefSeq and is a predicted model, not a curated record. Gene Ontology annotation, cellular component: cytoplasm. Gene Ontology annotation, biological process: tRNA methylation; cytoplasmic translation. Bases 117 to 1058 code for a protein of 313 amino acids. The transcript has 10 exons.
UGCGGCGCAUAGUUACGGAUCCUUGCAUUGGCCAUCCAUUUCCGCCAUGUGAAAAACAACCACCAAGGGCUGUUUUCAGCGGGCGACUUGCUUCCGUACCUGUCAAAUAAGUGAGGAUGGGACGUUCCUCCAAAGACAAGCGUGACAUUUACUACCGCCUGGCCAAAGAAGAGGGGUGGCGAGCCCGUAGUGCGUUCAAACUUCUGCAACUGGAUGAGGAAUACCAUUUGUUUCAAGGUGUCUCUAGGGCUGUGGACCUCUGCGCAGCUCCUGGAAGCUGGAGCCAGGUUUUAAGCCGGAAGAUUAAAGGAGAAGACAUUAAAAACUCCGAUGUCAAGAUAGUAGCUGUAGAUUUGCAAGCCAUGGCUCCGUUGCCGGGUGUCAUCCAAAUUCAGGGGGACAUUACCAAGGUCUCUACAGCUCAGGAGAUCAUUUGCCAUUUUGAAGGGCAGCCCGCUGACCUGGUGGUGUGCGAUGGAGCCCCUGAUGUGACUGGACUCCAUGACAUAGAUGAGUACAUUCAGGCCCAGCUGUUGCUUGCUGCUCUGAACAUCACUACGCACGUGCUAAAGAAGGGAGGGACAUUUGUAGCAAAGAUAUUCCGAGGGAAGGACAUCACCCUCCUCUAUUCCCAGCUACGAAUUUUCUUUCCUGAUGUGACGUGCGCCAAACCCCGAAGUAGCCGCAACUCCAGCAUUGAGGCCUUUGUUGUUUGCCGAAACUACAGCCCCCCCGAAGGCUACAUGCCAAACAUGUCCAAUCCGUUGCUAGAUCACUGUUACGCUGGAUCCCGAGAAGAAAUACACUUACGUACCCCCGACUCAGCCUCCCAUCUGCCCUCCCUACGAAGAGGCCUGCUUCUUGAAGAAACACAACCUGCUUACCAAGGAGCAAGUGCCCCAGCCUCAGCAGGAAAAUGUCCUCCAGGAGCAGCAAGAGCAGGGGGCUGCAUGCUUACCCCUAGAGGCCGAGGUCACAGACACCCUUGGAAAACUGUCAGUGUGACUUUAUCACAGAAAUGGGGUGCAAGAGGUGCAUAUCGUCCCCUGCUGGUUUGAAAGACUUUUCAUCCUCCUUGGUUUCCCUUUUACAGCAGUGGUUCCCCAUUAGCUAAGUACUGCAGACCCCCCGUUUUUCAAAAACCAAGCCAUGGACCCCUUACUUUUGAAAUU